AUGGGCUGCUGCGUCUCGCGCCAGACUCACUGGGACCUGCGUCUCGACCACGGCUUCGUCCCGCCUCAUCUCGCUCAUCAACUCGCGCCCUUCGCCUUCGCCGAUCACCCCCUCUACGACCCUGCCCUUUCCCCCCUCUAUUCGCUCGAAUGCGAGCUUCUAUGGCGCGCGAUACCGUUCAAGACCUGGUUAGGCAAACUGCAGGACGAAGGCGUCGCCCUUGGACAGUUGCGGGUACUCGAUGAGCGUUCUGCGGUCGGGGUGCCAGUACGAGCGGACUUAGAGCAGCGCCGAGGCGAACUCGUAGCUCGCGUGUACGAGCUGAGAAUGGGCUACACGGUCGUCCUUCACGCCAGGGUCCUCUUCCUCGAGUGGCUGCUUGCGCGUGGCUUGUUGGUUGAGUAUGCCUACCAGGGUCUCGAGGAGUACGCCGAGGGGUCCGCAGGAGGCUUGUCCAUGUACUGGCCCAAAGCUGCGCGACAGAAAUGUUCAGAAGGCGCGAUGGUCCGGGCAGACUGGCUCCUUGAUCGCUUCUCGAACGAACGAUGCGCUCCCAACGGCCUCGGUUCUCCUCGCCUUGCCUUCCUUCAUUGCGCAGAUCCCUCCCUCUUUACCUCAAUCGACCCCCCUCCUAUCGACAUGAUUCCCCCGCGCAACGCUCUGGCUCGUAUCGUCGGUCUCGCCUCACCCGCCCCUUCAGAAUCGCCGCCCGCCUACACGCCUGAUUGCGACCACGAGGACCAGCACGAACCCGGCUCGUCCUUCUCCAUGAUGCGCCCGUCCGACUCUGAUCAUGGCGACCCCACUGAAGUCAGCGUUAAACACGGACGACCAGCCUCAUGA
Rhodotorula toruloides NP11 is the source of this 843-nucleotide messenger RNA. RefSeq lists its product as uncharacterized. The record is from RefSeq and is a predicted model, not a curated record. The transcript is spliced from 3 exons. Lineage: Eukaryota; Fungi; Basidiomycota; Microbotryomycetes; Sporidiobolales; Sporidiobolaceae. Bases 1 to 843 code for a protein of 280 amino acids.